Messenger RNA from Adineta steineri, 735 nucleotides. Lineage: Eukaryota; Metazoa; Rotifera; Eurotatoria; Adinetida; Adinetidae. The record is from the annotation of a GenBank genome assembly.
AUGGCAUUUAGUAAUUUAUUUCGUCGAUAUUCAACAUCAAAUGAAACUCAUUCAACUUUGUAUACAUAUACAGAUAGAAAUGCAAUAGCUGAAACUUUAUUAGAUGAACUUGAAAGUCAAUGUCGAAAUUGUUUAACUACAAUAUCACAAAAUUCUCAUAUGUUAAAUAGUUCAACUGGUGGAUCAUAUUUAUCAACAUAUAAUUCAUCGUUAAAUGUUUUACCACCAACAACAACAAAACGACAUUCAUCAGUCGAUUAUUCAUGGUUAACACCGAAUAAUAAUUUAUUUCAAACAACAAAUGAAACAUAUCAUUUAUCGGAUAUUAUUAAAAUGGAAUUAAGUGAAUUAAUACGUAAUGUCUUAGCUGAAGAUUGUACAUUGAUUAUCAAUCAAUUUCGACGUCAAAUACGUGUUCAAACAAAAUUAUCAACACCGGAAAAUAUUAUAGCAUUAUUUCGUAAAACUAUAGCUGAUUAUAUUGAUAAAAAAUCUCCAAAUCGUUCUUCAACUACGAAUCUAAACGAUGGAAAUAAUUCCAAUACAAAACACAAUAAUAAUAAUAAUAAAACAUCAUCAGGAUUAUAUUCAUUCGUACGAAAUAAUCGUGUUAAUCCAAAACAUCAAUCCGAUGAUAAACAACAUUGUAUUGCUGAACUUACUGAAAUAUCAAUUACAUCAUCAUCAAAUGAUGGAACAGAUAGUACUAAAAUUCGUUCAAAUAGUCAUUCUUAA